AUGGUGACUCUACCUGAACUUGUAAAGGGCUUGAAAGCAGCUUUUCAAUCGAAGGACUAUUCCAGCUGUGCAAAACUAUUGGCCCCCAUUAAAAUUGAGUUGAUUAAAUCAAAGCUAUUAGUGCCCGAUUUGGAUGCAAUUUCAUCAGGAAACACAGCCUAUAUAAACGACCUGGAAGUUUCAAAGAAAAUAUUAGAAAUUGGUGCUUUAAGUUCUAUCAAUUUACUUGAUUUCACUAAUUUUGAGAACUAUUAUGCUCAGUUACGUGCAUUUUAUUUUGGGGCAACGGAAGGUCACAAUUUAAGCGAAUCUGAGAACAAGAAGAAGUUAAUCAGUUUGUAUUUGUUGAUCCUGCUAUCACAAGGCGAUGUAACUAGAUUCCACAGCGAACUAGAGUUUUUAAGCAAGAGAAACCUUGGAAAUUUAGAAGAAAAUACGUACCUAUCCUAUCCUAUUAAAUUGGAAAAAUUGCUAAUGGAGGGUUCGUAUCAGAAGGCAUGGGAUAUGCUGCAGAAUAGUAAAGACGCCGAUAAGAUAGAUGAGUUCAACAUCUUUGAUGAGACCUUAAUGAACGCGAUUAGGGACUCUAUUGCACGCAACACUGAAGUAGCAUAUACAAAAUUACCACUUUUCAACGUUAAGGCAUUACUUUUGUUUAAGAGUGAAAAACAGACAGAGUCAUUUGCUAAAGCUAGAGGCUGGAAUGUGACCAAUGGGAGCGUUAUAUUUGAUGAAGAUGAUGUAGUUGACAAACGGGCAAAAACUAGUAUUGUUUCGAAGGCGUUGGAUUAUGCUAUCAACUUGGAAAGUAUUAUAUAG
Messenger RNA from Eremothecium cymbalariae DBVPG#7215, 819 nucleotides. RefSeq names its product proteasome regulatory particle lid subunit RPN12 (gene RPN12). Bases 1 to 819 code for a protein of 272 amino acids. Gene Ontology annotation, biological process: proteasome-mediated ubiquitin-dependent protein catabolic process. NCBI's taxonomy places the organism in Eukaryota, Fungi, Ascomycota, Saccharomycetes, Saccharomycetales, Saccharomycetaceae. Gene Ontology annotation, cellular component: nucleus; proteasome regulatory particle; proteasome regulatory particle, lid subcomplex. The record is from RefSeq and is a predicted model, not a curated record. The transcript has a single exon.